AUGACAAGAGAAUGUAAUACAUUAACAAAUAUUUGUGGUCAUAAAAUCGAAAAAGGAAAUGCAAGAAAUUGUGUUGGGAUGCGAUUUGCUUUGAUGGAAUUGAAAAUGUGCUUAGCACAAUUACUUCGUCCAUUUAUUGUAUUACCGAGUAAUAGAAUUAAACAAGGUUUUGAACAUGAUGAAACACAUGUUAUUCGUCCCAAUGGAGUAUAUAUCAAACUAGAGAAACGUUGA
Messenger RNA from Adineta steineri, 234 nucleotides. The record is from the annotation of a GenBank genome assembly. Lineage: Eukaryota; Metazoa; Rotifera; Eurotatoria; Adinetida; Adinetidae.